AUGUUCUCGAUGAAGACCGACGAAUCCUGGAAGACAAAUGCCACAUAUUAUACAGUGGGAGCAUUAUUUUCUUCGGUUAAUCGAAGGGACGAUCUCAUAGCGGUGUCAAUAUGGACAAUAAUGCUUCUUUAUGCAUUGGUUUCAAAUCUUUUAAUAUUGGCGGGAAUCGUGAGAAGCUCAACUAUGAGAAGUGCUACUAGUUAUUGGUUUAUCAUUUCAAUAGCGAUGUGUGAUAUUCUAAUGACUAUUGUAUCCUUGGGUCAUUUGGUCCCUGCUACUGCUUUCCAUGAGAGAUACGUCCAAUUUAAAUCAAAACGAAACAUCAUCAUGAUUUUCUUCUAUGAUUUAUUCUGGUACACCGGAGUUGUUCAACUUGGGUUAAUGGCAGGGAAUAGAUUCGUUUCAAUUGUUUAUCCAAUGGAAUAUAAACACAUUUUUUCGAAAACAAGGUCGCUCUACUUGAUAUUCCUUGGAUAUCUAAUUGGAUUUUUGGUUUCUCUUCCGACUUUGUUCGAGUGCUGUCAUACAUUGUGGAAUUCAAAUUAUUAUAUUACGGUCUAUGAGAAACCCGAAACAUUGUAUAAAUAUGUUGACAUGGCGGUGAAUAGUUUAUCAUUGUGCAUGAUGAUCAUUUCUUACGCUGUCAUCAUUUAUAAAGUGCGAGAGAGUGGACGAGCCAUGGCAAAGUAUCAAUUGACAAUUCGAACAAGACAACAAAACGCAUUGAUGAAUGGGGUAUCAUUAUCAUGUCAGAUGAAUGGUUGUGGCCGAACGUCGUAUGUCAGGCCUCCGCGCAGUCAAGUGAGCAAAAAGGAAAUGAGACUGUUCAUUCAGUUUUUCGUGGUGUCGUUAGUAUUCCUUUUGACAUGGACCACUUGGCAAUGGCUUCCUUAUAUGUCAGAAAGCAAAUGGGCGUAUUUCGUGAUGACUUCUUUAUUUUUCAUUAACAACUCUGUCAAUCCAACUGUUUACCUCCUAUUCAACACGCAACUACGACGGGAACUUCACUACCUUCUUUGUAGACAUCACGCAAUAAGUACACAUCAAAACAAACGGAAACAUACGCUUUUUGGUAAAGGAAAUACCAGCAACAAGCUUGAAACGAAAAUGACAAAGGAUGAUGCAACAAAGUCACUAGUUGAGCAACUGGGGUCGUUGUCAUCCCAAUCGCAUACGACCACUGAUGAACACGUAAGGCCACAACUUGUUAUCAAGAAUAUGGCAUAUACGAACAACAAUACAAACAUCAGCGCUGUUUGA
Caenorhabditis bovis is the source of this 1260-nucleotide messenger RNA. NCBI's taxonomy places the organism in Eukaryota, Metazoa, Nematoda, Chromadorea, Rhabditida, Rhabditidae. The record is from the annotation of a GenBank genome assembly.